Molecule: messenger RNA, 848 nt
Organism: Zingiber officinale
Lineage: Eukaryota; Viridiplantae; Streptophyta; Magnoliopsida; Zingiberales; Zingiberaceae
Product: jacalin-related lectin 3-like
Exons: 3
Coding region: 100-597 (165 amino acids)
Molecular function (GO): carbohydrate binding
Source: RefSeq, a predicted model, not a curated record
GAAAUGGGGUGUCAUUCCUGCAUGCAAUAAUCUCUAUUCUCCUCUCCUCUCCUUGCCCUUUUCAAUCCUCCAUCGCCACCCAAUCCUUGAUCGAUAGCCAUGGCUGAACCCAGCGAGUGCUUCACCAACUUAUACAAAUCCAGCGAGCAGAACAUCACUCUUAAGGUUGGGCCAUGGGAAGGUAACGGGCAAAACUUUGACAUUAUCAAUGACUCCCAAUUAAUCACAAAGGUUGUAGUCAAAUCAGGAGAUGUCGUCGACUAUUUGGAGAUCUUCUAUUCUGUGGGCGGUAAUUCAGUGACAUCAUACUCAGCAGGCGGCAGUGGCGGUGAUUCCACCAAUGAGAUUCCGCUAGGAGAAGGUGAAUAUAUCAACUGGAUCUCUGGGUCCGUCAUUAAUAAUUACAACUGCCAAUCUUGUAUCACUCAGCUUGGAUUUAAAACCAACAAGGGGAACGAGUAUGGGCCUUUUGGCAAUAACAAAGGUAGCGAGGGGACGGGGUUCACUAUUCCAUUCGUUGACGGUCGAAUUGUUGGAUUCUUUGGCUCGUCCGGCAAGUAUAUAAAUGCGAUCGGAGUCUAUUUGGCUCCUAAUUAAUUGGCCAUCUAUUGAGUCAAUAUUUCAAAAUCUGAUCAUCCAUUCUGGCUGGGCUUCUUCGCUUUGCUUCAUAUAUCGUGACAGCUAAUACUGUUUUAAAUAAAUAAAUUCGGUAGUUAAUUGUGUUUUAAAAUAAAAUGGAUGAUAUCAGUCAACUUUAUGUAUGUUUGGUGUUUUCAUUUGCUAUGUAUGCUAGCUACGUACUAGCUAGCUAGUUUCAUUUGCUCUAAUAAAUUGUGUUGUUUUUCUCA